Messenger RNA from Marmota monax (woodchuck), 2551 nucleotides. RefSeq names its product NIPA like domain containing 4 (gene Nipal4). The transcript has 7 exons. Gene Ontology annotation, molecular function: magnesium ion transmembrane transporter activity. Gene Ontology annotation, cellular component: membrane. The coding region runs from base 281 to 1495 and encodes 404 amino acids. Lineage: Eukaryota; Metazoa; Chordata; Mammalia; Rodentia; Sciuridae. Gene Ontology annotation, biological process: magnesium ion transport. The record is from RefSeq and is a predicted model, not a curated record.
UGGGAGCCCGGCCCGGUCCGCACCCCAGGAGGGCAUGCGCCCCUCUUCGGGCGGCGGGAGUGCUGGGCCCCCAGCGCCCGGAGUUGCCCAAGGGUUUGAGUGACUCCUCCUCGGGGACCCUCCCUUCUGGGGCACGUCAUUCUCCCUACCCCUGGGUACCGACCCCGCGGGCUUUUCCGGAGCUACGCUGGGACGCUGGGACGAGUCGCAGCCACCUGCUCCGGAGCGGAGGAGCCUGGGGCGCCGUCGCCGGCGCAUGGGUCCAUAAGCCCAGGGCCCCAUGGAGCUGCGGGCCGGCAACGCCAGCUGUGAGAACGGUUCCCUGAUCAGUCUCUACUGCUCCUCCCAAGAAGUCCUGUGUCAGAUCGUUGGUGGCCUCAGCCAUGAGGUGCCCAACAAUGCCACCUUUGACAGCUGGCAGGAGAGGAUCAGAAAGAACUAUGGCUUCUACAUUGGCCUGGGCCUGACCUUUGUGUCCAGCUUCCUCAUCGGCAGCAGUGUCAUCCUCAAGAAGAAAGGCCUCCUGCGACUUGUGGCCACAGGGGCCACUCGGGCUGUGGACGGGGGCUAUGGCUACCUGAAGGACUUGAUGUGGUGGGCUGGAUUUCUCACCAUGGCUGCUGGAGAAGUUGCCAACUUUGGGGCCUAUGCAUUUGCACCUACAACAGUUGUCACACCGCUGGGAGCCCUGAGCGUCCUCAUAAGUGCCAUCCUCUCCUCGUAUUUCCUGGGAGAGCGUCUGAACCUGCUGGGGAAGCUGGGCUGUGUGAUCUGUGUGGCUGGCAGCACAGUGAUGGUGAUACACGCCCCUGAGGAAGAGAAGGUCAAUACCGUGGUGGAGAUGGCUUCCAAGCUGAAAGACACAGGGUUCAUCGUGUUUGCUGUGCUUCUGCUGGUGUCCUGCCUCAUCCUCAUCUUCAUCGUCGCCCCGCGUUAUGGGCAAAGGAACAUCCUCAUCUACAUCACCAUCUGCUCCGUGAUCGGAGCCUUCUCAGUGACUGCAGUCAAGGGUCUGGGCAUCACCGUUAAGAACUUCUUCCAGGGGUUGCCAGUCGUACGGCACCCCCUCCCCUACAUCCUGUCCCUCGUCCUGGCUCUCUCCCUCAGCACUCAGGUCAACUUCCUCAACAGGGCCCUGGACAUCUUCAACACCUCCCUGGUGUUCCCCAUCUACUACGUGUUCUUCACCACGGUGGUGGUGACCUCCUCUGUCAUCCUCUUCAAGGAGUGGUACAGCAUGUCUGCCGUGGACAUCGUGGGCACCCUCUCUGGCUUUGCCACCAUCAUCUUGGGUGUAUUCAUGCUCCAUGCUUUCAAAGACUUGGAAGUCAGCUGGGCCAAUUUGCCCCGCACGCACAGAAACCCUCCGCCAUCGCCCACCCCAGAGCCCACGGUUAUUAGACUGGAAGAUAAGAAUGUCCUUGUGGACAAUAUAGAGCUUGCCAGCACUCCGUCACCAGUGGAGAAGCCCAAAGUAUUUAUAAUCCAUUCUUAAAGCUCAGAAUACAUGAGUGAGAGGAUGAGCCCAAUGGUGCAACCUGACCUCUUGAAUUCAAAACAUGCUUAUUUUUGGUGCAGCUGUUGCCAAUGGACUGUUUUUCCUUGAGAUGUUAACUUAUACCUCAUCACUGUUUCUAGGAGAAAAUUUUCCACCCAAGGAGAGGUGGUGGCAGAAAUUCCUAGAAACAGCCUCAGUGACCAAAUAUCUUAGUUUACAUUGGAGCCAGCAGGUCCCCUGGGCCUCCCUUUCCACGGGUUCCUUUGGUGCCAUCUCUGUAUUGGGAAGAAGAGAGAAUUUGACACGUUGAAUGUCACAAUCUAAGAACUUUCCUGAGAUUUUAGCCCUCAGGGAAUCCUUUGUACCAGUUCUCCUUCUGAGACUGAAUCGCCAUUCCUUAGCCCAAGAAUGAGAUAGAGCUAGCUUCCCGAGACCAGUUUGUCAGCCACCCCAUCCAGAGCUGACAACUAUCCAACCAGUGUUGCUUCUGCCAUUUCCUCUCGGAGACAGAAGCAGGACCUCAGCUGACCUUACUGUGAAAGACACCUGAUGUCUCAGGAAAAAAUUUCAACCAGCCUGUUCUCCGAGUACUCCAGCCUGGUGGUCAGUGUAUUGGUGUCCAUCCAGUCCCCUCCAUUGUCACCUCUUCCCUCACUAUGACUGUCCCAAGGAGCCGGUCACUAAGACAGACAGGCAAUAAUUUUAGAAUUCAAAAUAACAACCAAAGAUGUGCCACAGCCAAGCUCUGCUGACCAAAUCUGAUGUCCUGUUUGGCUCUACUCUGGACAGAGACAGCAAAGGCACUCUCUCUUAAAAGUGAUCUGACUAGAACCAAGCUGGAAUUCAGCAGAGUGCAUGGGUGCUUGAUGUCACAUCACCCAGCAGGGGAGUUAACUCAGUCAUGUGCAAGGUGUGCAUUCCACAUCCCCUACCUGUCUACAAACCCAAGAACAUUAGUUCAGCACCUACUAUCUGCAGAGAACUAUGAGGAGGCCCUUGGAUGGUGAGCAGGGAAUCAAAGGAUCAGCCCCCUCUUUGCACUGAGGUCUUCAA